Messenger RNA from Durusdinium trenchii, 3528 nucleotides. Lineage: Eukaryota; Dinophyceae; Suessiales; Symbiodiniaceae. The record is from the annotation of a GenBank genome assembly.
AUGGAUGACCUGCGUGAGCAGCCUGUGGACCUGGCAGCAAACACUCCAGUGUACUAUGUGGAGGAGCUAUCACCAUGGUUGCCAACACCUGUGUGCUAUGAGCAUGACUCAGAGUUCUGGUGGAACGUUGGGUACCUGCAUGACAAGUUGCUGCAAGAAGGUGAGAUGGGAGAGCCAAUGGGGAAGUUUGUGGCUAAGCUCAGAAUUCUUCUCCAGGAAGAGCGUGAGUUUUUGGGUCAGGCCAUCUACAUCAAGCCCAGUCCACAGGAGCAGCAAGCAACAAGGCGAGAUGCAUUGGAUGCUACAGCUUGCACUUCGAAAGCGCUUGUGUACUUUCUUGUUGCAGUGACGGACACCGCACGCUCAGUUUCCCGGUUGGACUUUGGCAAGGCAUAUCUCAAGAAAUUGGCUCUUCUGGCUGUGGGCAUCUUGAAUGCUAGUGGUGGUGGGCAUUCAUACCUCCGCAAUGGACAACAUAUCAAACAGGUCAAUUCCAAGUCGCAAGAAGAGAAAGAGAGAGAGUCAGAGUUGGCGCCUGAUAGCAUUGUGCCUUGGGAUGGUGCAAAUGAUGAUGUGCAACCCACAGCCCCUGGCAGGGCAAGAGAGCACAAGUCUGUGAGAGUAGACCCAAAUCAAGUUUGGGAAUGGUACCAAGACUCUGUGAACAUUGCUGGUGUGAGCUUCCCACAGCUGGUGAGAACCAAAGAGCGCUCAAAAGACGGAGGAUGCACUUCAGGAGCGUGCAGGCACUGGCUUGCCAAACUGCAAUCCAUGUAUCUCAAGAGAGCUUCCAUGGGGCUGCAAGGCGAGAAUCAUUACAACUUGAUUAGUGAUGCUGCCCGCCACAGUUGCAGAGAGACGUUGGUGAGUGCAAUUUUUUCGAGACACAACAAUAUUGGUGUCUAUUGCACAAGCCAGGUUUUGAAGAGUUCAAAAAUGGCACAUCCAGGAGAGAUUGAAUGCUCUUUAACUGUUGAACGCCUUCUGGCCACCCGCAAGCAAGAGCGCAUGGCAGCCUAUCGAUUCCUUCAGGGUCUAAGCCAUCAGCUUAGCCUGGUGACAAAUGGGGCUGUAGGAAUGAGCAGCUUCUUGUGUGACAAUCCUGCGCUUGGACAUUUGGACAAUGUUUUGCACAUUGUGAAGGGGCACAUGGUUUUUCUUGUUGACAAGGUCACAAAGAGAACAACUGCAACAGUGAACUUGCUGGACCUAGUGAAUCACAAUAUCCUCAUUGCAGGUAUGGAUCAGGGCCCAUCCAACAUGGCUGCAUGUGGGUUCCUUCAUCAGCAAGCCAUGACUCAGUUCUAUUUCGACCCAUUUCACAGGUGCAACCGUGAUUUGAAACUGGCUGCAAACAGUGUUGCGCCCAAGGCAGUGCGGACUCGUUUGUCUAUGGCCCAUUUGUGCUCCACCUACCUGUGGACAUUGUCGUACAAACCAUUCCGCCAAGGAGCAUUCUUCCAGGAGAAGACAGAACUCCUUGAGAUGUUCUUGAACUCGGAAGGUGAGGAUAGUGAACUGCUUGAGAGAUUUGCAGACUUGGUAGCUUUAGAUAUGGGUGUUGAGUCAGUGGACUUGUCAUUGCUGGCAGAACUGAAGACCUUCAGGAACAAAUCCAGCUGUGUCAAGUCUGGAAGGUGGUUCAGCUGGAGCAAUUCGGCCCAUGAUCACUUUGGUGAGUUUUGGGCGUCACGGAUGCUCCUCACAGCAUUGUUUCCAGAUGAGUGUCCAGACACCCGCACUACCUCUACUACAUUUGCAGAGCUCCGCAAGGAGGCUGGUGGUCUCAAACUUGCUUUGAAAUGCUGCAGUUGGAAUACUUGGUUCUCUGUCCGGGCAAUGAAACUUGCCAAUGAUGUCCUGUGGACUUGGUACAGUAAAACGGUGAAAAAGAUCAAGACUCCACAUCACGGCUUGGAGAGGUUGGCGCAAAUGGCAGAUGGCCAAUGGAUGUCAGAUGCCCAAUUCACAGGUUUGAUCAACUUGUUCAGUGACUGGGGAGACUUUGAAACGGUGCUUCAAUAUGAUAAAUGUUCCUUGAGGCAUUUGGAGCAAAGCAAGUUGCAGAACUAUUUGGAUGACCUGUGGUUCUAUGUGCUUGGCUGUCUCAACAAGAGGGCGUCUUCUAUGUGCAUGCACAACUCUCCACCGGAGGUGUAUGCUGCAGCUGUUGUGCUUGAUGAUCCUGUGAGGACUGUUGCUGCCGUGCAGUUGAUGAAAAAUGAUUGGGAUAUUUUGCGGAGGCUAGAGCACUCAAAGAGUCAGAGCACUUCAGAGAUCCUGGAUGAUGUGAGAUACACGGUCUCCAAACCAAUGAGGUUGGUUUAUCAACUCUACCAAGCUGAUCUCACGGAAAAGGGACGGGAUAUUCUGGCAAGCCUUGUGACCCGCCUACCAGACACCAAGUUUGUUGAAGAUAUUCAUCAGACAAUCCGUGGCAAAGCACAGUCUCAACCACAUGAGAAGCUCAACCACAGACAGAUCCAAUCCCUUGUGGAAACCUCUCAGACAUUUGAGAGUCGUGGGAUAUUGCACCCAGCUGCUUUGGACAAGAAAGCAAUGCUGUCACGAUGGGCAUCAACAAAGCCAAGUGAUAGCAAGCAACAGUGGAAGUUCAUCUUGGAUCAUUCAAUCUAUGUUGCCACGUCUUUGAUGCCAGUUUUGGCAAGUGAUGUUGGUCUGGUCUUGUCAGUGCAUGGGUGGGAGAAGGUCAUCAAGUGCACACUCCGUGAGCAUGGGCAAAGGCUGACAUUCCGGGAGUUGGCUAUCUUGGGUGAGCUUGAGCUUGAUGUGGACGUUGAUUCACUGAACAAGGACCAGCUUCUGCAAGCUUUGGCAUCGAAGGUGGGUGAUGAUGACUUUGUGGAGGAAAUCAAGAGACGGAUUGAGGAAAAAAAGAAGGUGCCCGAUGAUGAAUGUGAUGCAGAUGAUGAGCUAGCGGAAGCUGUGCUUGAGAUGAUGGACCAAGACGACCUCCAAGAGUUUGCAGAGCUGAAGCAAAAGGAAAAGAACAAGCGCAAAGCCAAAGCCAAAGCUAAAGGAAAAGCCAAGAUGAAAGCCAGGGCAAAGUUGAUCAAGAAGCAUGUCAAGCAGAAAGUGAAAAGACGGCUUAGCUUUUCUGCUGAAGCAGUGCCAUCUGCAUCAGCUGCUGCAGCUUCUUCCAGCAGACCUGAACUUGCUGAUGCAUCGUCUUUGCCUUCAGCGUCUGCAGAUCCACCUUCAGUUGUUGAACCAUCGUUGCCGCCUGCUGAAGAGCCAUCUGCAGCACCUUCAGUUGAACCUUGUUUGCCACCUCCAGUGGUUGUGAUGCCUUCUUUGCCUUUGCCGUCUUCAGCAGCUGAGCUGGAACCUGGCGUUGCAGAUGUGGUGCCUGCCAGCCAAGCUCCAUCAGAGGCUUCUGACAGGAGGCGUGGUGAGAGGGGGCCCAAUGUGCACAAGACGCCUGGAUCCUUGUCAGACAUCUCUCCACCAGGGUGCUCAAUUUCAUUGAACUGCAGCCUGACUGAAAGUGUUUCAGUAUUUGUUUGA